AUGGCGAACACACCUCUUAGCCACGACGAAUUCCCGACGCAAGACAACUCGGGCUCUGCAAGAAGCUCGACCAAUUCCGUGUCCUCAGAAAAUUCAAAUUUUCUAAUAUCUUCUGAAUAUAACCAGCCAUUGCCUGAUCCAUUUGACUAUCUCGGGGGUGCGGGAUACGAAGGAGGACCUGUCGCAAAGCCGCUCGUUGAGCUCGAGAUGAUGCGUCUUUCCGCAGAACUUCGUGGUCGACCGCAUUGGUGGAUUAAAUACCGAAAUAGAUCGAAUCUAGCUAAGUGGAAGCAAGAGGCAAUCGCCCAGGCUGAGUACAUGAAAGAAAGCCACAUCGACUACGUACUCGAAGAGCUCGAUGGCUAUGCUAAACUACGCGACGAGGCAACUGGAUUAGAGGUCGCAUGUUACGACACAAUCUGGCAGUCCGACACUCUCAUCCCACCUUCACUUAAGAACAGGUUGAUAGAUGGCGUAGCGAAUCUCGAGAACGUAUCCAAGUCAGAACAGGAUUGGCCCCCUCGCUUAAAUCGCCAAAUCUUCAACCUUGUCAACCCAUCACUCUAUCCAAUCGUCUAUGGCCGCACCUUAUCUUAUCCUGAAGAGUCCGAGGACCGGGACCCGGCGACGCUGCAAGUUCACUUGAGACCUCCCCACUCAUGGCCCGGUGAAGAUGAAUACUUUGUAUCUAAACGUUUCCAGUGGUUGCCUACCGACUUUCAAGUCUCCGAGGAUGGAAAGUCGGUCAAGAGUGUGUCAUAUAUCAAUAACAUCCACCCCCUAAAACACCCCCAAUUGUACAAGACGAUUGAAGAGAUCGUAGCGGCUUAUAUUCCACUAUUCGAACGGGUCCUGACGGACGCUAUCCCGGAGAACGAUGUCAUUCCCGAACGGACGGAUAACGACUAUUAUUAUGAUGAGCAUAACUAUAGAACGCCUCCCAAGUUUGAGAGCUUUACCGACCCUUCCGACUAUAACUGGGCGUACGAGGAAUGGAAGAAUGGUCGGCCUAUUGUUUUGCCGUCCGUGCGAGAAGGAGGCUAUGAGCCCGGUCUCUUGGAGAAGAGAAACAUCAAGUAUACGCUUGGUGGACGAAUUAUUCAAGUUAUUGUCAAGUUGACAAAUAUAUAUUGGUAUAUUAUAUAUUAUUUUUGCUCUACCUUUACCCAUACUAAAUCUCAAGAGUAUCCUCCCAGACUCCAGAUAGGCCCCAGUGUGGUGGUCGCUUAUGGCGCGUUGAAGGGAUGA
This is a messenger RNA of Rhizoctonia solani, 1248 nucleotides long. RefSeq lists its product as uncharacterized. The coding region runs from base 1 to 1248 and encodes 415 amino acids. The record is from RefSeq and is a predicted model, not a curated record. The transcript has 3 exons. Lineage: Eukaryota; Fungi; Basidiomycota; Agaricomycetes; Cantharellales; Ceratobasidiaceae.